Messenger RNA from Kalmanozyma brasiliensis GHG001, 3570 nucleotides. Its product is annotated as Tetratricopeptide TPR2. The transcript has a single exon. Gene Ontology annotation, molecular function: protein binding. The record is from RefSeq and is a predicted model, not a curated record. Gene Ontology annotation, biological process: cell division. The coding region runs from base 1 to 3570 and encodes 1189 amino acids. Lineage: Eukaryota; Fungi; Basidiomycota; Ustilaginomycetes; Ustilaginales.
AUGCCGCUCGCAGCAUCGGCGGUAAAGUCGCGAUUGACGGCCACCAAAUCACGUCAGCCAAUCGCUUCUUCUGCUUCCACCUCUUCGGCACAUCCGACGUCGGCCUCCGUCCGAUCCAAGUCAGCCACAAUAGCUCAGACAACUUCGGCACCUCCACCGCCUUUGCUGCUCCAAUUACCACCGCCUCUGCCCAGCAUCUCACAGCUUCAAUUAGAACACGACAUUCGACCAUCACCGCAGCUCAUCGCUCGACGUCUUAUCUCGCUAGCACGUUCUUUCAUCGCGCUCUCUCCCGACGCUGCCUCUGCCGACCCUUUGGACUGGGAGCUGGACUUGUGCUCAGCCACUUUCUUCUCGAUCUACGCAGUAUGCCUCGACCCUUCUUCCAUCAUCUCUCGCAGGACCCUGGCUAGAUGUGCCCGCCUUGGCGGAUUCAACAUCGUUCUUCCCUUCAGUCCAUCCGGAAGUUCCGCUUCAGCUACAGUCUCUGCUUCCAAGCUCAGCUCGCAGGAUCCUCACGAUCUUGCCGGUGCCAAUGCCUGCAUCCACAUUCUUCAGCAAGGAUUAGCCGCUACGUUCCAAGAUGCUGGCAGUGCGAGGGAGUAUCGAGACGCUUGUCGUACUCUAGGCAGAUCAUCCGACGCCGUCGAAGUAACUCAUGUUCUGCAAGACAAGGUGCUUGGCAAGAGAAAGGCGGUGGAGGCCGCUGCGGAGGACCCAUCGAUACCCCAACCCAUCUCGGCGCAGUCACGAUACCAGUCCCAGUUGGAGACUGACGAGGCUUACAAUGCAGCCAGUCGUGGGCGUCUUCAACAAGCGCAAACUACCUUCACCAAGGCUCUCGAGCUCGAUCCUUUCAACUGGCGAGCGUGGGCUGGUCUCUGUGACACGGGCUACGGAGACGCGACGGCUGGCAGGCAUCUCAGCGCAUCCACUCUCGAUCGCCUAUACUCUGAUCUCAUCUCUCAGGCGCAAGCGCAGUAUGCAUUCCACGAAUCGUCGCUCCGAUCCAGCCCGCUCUUCACCCACGAACAGCUCCAAGCUCCGACAAUGAUCCGCAAAGUUUCAGAAGAUGGCGCCAACAAGAAGCUCAAGGUCUCGUCAGAGAUCCCUCCCGUGCCACCUUUACCUCAGAAUGUCGCACGCAACGGUGUGGCGUCACGGCCUAUCGGAAAUGUGACACCGCCUAUGCCAACUACGUCCGCUAGCGCUGUCACCGCUACACGCCUGCAUCCAGCCUCCCGUGCGCUUUCGGCCGCUCAGACCAACACGCAUCAUCUCGACCAAGCAUCGACGAACCAAGAUGAUGUCAAAGCCGCCAAGACCAUAGGCAAUGUCACCAGACCCAUACGUACGGCUGGCGUGCGCACUGCAACGGUGCCUCCCACCUCCGCAGCCAACGGCCGACAACUGCGAUCUACUCGUGGCAAUCCAGGCGGCCCGACGGCGACGACCGCCUCGGUUGCGGCGCGUGCUCCUUCCGUGCCGAACAGAACAGGUGCCACGAGCCAGGCAGGGAGCGUUUCGUCGACUUCGUCGGGCUCGUCCGCUUCGUCCAUGUCGUCCCGCGCGACCGUUUCGACGGCCAGAACGGCUGUAUCUGCACGCAGAGUCGCCUCAGCAGCCUCAAGUCAGCCAGCUUCGAGACCCACGGCCGCCAGGCCAACCGCUGCGUCUUCUGCCCGCGCCGUCUCAGCAACCAACGGAAUUGCAUCGGCACCAAAGAAACCAGCCGCUCCUACCUCGGGUCGUCUCCUGACCACUGGUAACGUCAGCCGUCCUGGCAGCGCCAUGUCCAAAGCUAGUUCCAGCUCCAUCGGCGGACCCAAUACCACGGCGCGUACCAAUGGCACGCUCGCGUCCAGUCGCACCGCUGCCGAGGCCAUGCGUCACAAGGAGGAGCAGGAUGCCAAAGUCAAACUCGACCGUCUUGUCACCCUCCGUCAAUCGACCAUGCAAACGCUCACCACCCUUGCGCAUCAGCACGCUGCCGACAGAUAUGUUCUUGCUCUACUUGCACACGUCGGUGAGGCGUAUCGAUUGCUGCGUCUUUGCGAAGGCGAGAAAGCUGCUGCCGUGCUUCAGGGCCCUGUUCUGGACGAGCCAAGCGGCGUGAAGGCGGAACUCAUCAACGGCGCUCCGAGCUCGGAUGGCGCAGUUGCGGAUGGCUCAUCCACAAGCGCCCCUGCCACCCUCAGCGAGGGCCUUCGCUUCCUCGACCUGCACGUCAAAGACAGCCUGGUGCAUCAUCUGCUUCUGGGCCGAAGCUACGCCGAGUGCUCACAGUACGCAUCGUCCGAGACCCACUUCAACGCUGUCCGCAAGCUCAACCCCUACAUCGCAAGCCACAUGGACGUCUACUCGCUCGUCCUCUUCCAUCUCUCUCGCGAGGUCAAGCUCUCCACCCUUGCUCAGCACCUCGCCAUGGUCGCGCCAGGCACAGCAUCGACGCACAUUGUCGUCGGCAACGCCUUUUCGCUGCAGAAGGAGCACCAGACGGCCCUCGUCUGCUUCCAGCGCGCCGCAGCCGCCGCGCCCGACUAUGCCUACGCCUACACGCUGGCCGGCCACGAGGCUCACGAUCUCGGCCUGCACGACGAGGCGAUCGCCUACUUCCGCAAUGCCAUCCGGUGCGAUCGACGGCACUGGAAUGCCUGGGCUGGGCUGGGACGCGUCUAUCUGGGCAUUGGCGAACACGAGCAUGCUGCAUGCAAGAGUCUGCAGCAGGCGAUCUCUCUCAAUUCCAGCAACCAUAUCCUGUGGGAUCUGGUCGGAUGGACGUUCUCGCUGAUCAACGCGCCGGCCAAGGCGUUGGAAUGCUAUGACCGCGCGAUCGAGCUGGCGCCGAAUGCAUCAGUGUUGACGUAUCUCAGGAGAGCCGAGUUGCUAUUGCAUCACGGAGAUCCCGAGUCGAGCCACCGCGAUCUGGUGCGGGCGCACGACCUCGCCCCGGAAGAAGCGAGCAUCCACAUGCUCCUCGCUCAGUCGUACAUGCGUCUUGGUGGUGGUGCAUUCUGUCAUCUCGAAGGCGGCGCGAACGCUCAGGGAGCGGGUGGGAAGACGAGCACCGCAGUGCUCCGCGCAAGCGGCGUGAUGGUGCCUCCCUCGACAUACCAGGCCGAGAUCAUGCACCAUCUGAGCGUGGUCAUCGACCUGGACCCGUCGCUGCUGCGGCUGGUCAAGAGCAUCUGCGAGGGCUACAAGACGCUGCCGGGUAGCAAACUCAGUAUCCAUCCGCACGAUUUCACGUCAAAUUCGUACACCCAGUCGCACCUGUCGAUGAUGGAGGGUGCGAGCGGCUUCGCGCCGUCCAUCGACGGAGAGGGGCACAGUCAGAUGCAAGCCGCGGGGAUGAGCGGAUAUGCUCAGAGCCCCAGCUAUAGCAGGCAGUAUCAGGACAUGAGCGGCUUUGCCAAUUCGACCCCGCACCACCACCAGCAUCAGAGGACAAUGUUGGUCCCUGCUGACUUUGCAUCGACGCACCCGGACGCGAGCAGCUUCCUCAGCAUCCACCCGGACGGAAGCGCCAGUGCCGACGUCGUGCUCGAGGACGCCGAUGUGUCGGUCUGA